Kockovaella imperatae is the source of this 1046-nucleotide messenger RNA. RefSeq names its product protein-S-isoprenylcysteine O-methyltransferase. Gene Ontology annotation, cellular component: membrane; endoplasmic reticulum. NCBI's taxonomy places the organism in Eukaryota, Fungi, Basidiomycota, Tremellomycetes, Tremellales, Cuniculitremaceae. The transcript is spliced from 5 exons. Bases 117 to 944 code for a protein of 275 amino acids. Gene Ontology annotation, molecular function: protein C-terminal S-isoprenylcysteine carboxyl O-methyltransferase activity. The record is from RefSeq and is a predicted model, not a curated record. Gene Ontology annotation, biological process: C-terminal protein methylation.
GCAGCACCUUGUCUCCCUUAUUGUUCAACUUGUAGGGGGGUGGACGAUGAGCAGAUCAAAGAAUGUAGAGAGGAGAUAUCUUUGGAACAUCCUCUGAUCCUCUUCACACAUCAUACAUGAUGAACGGAUCAGGAGCACAUAUCAACGGUCAAUCUCGGUCGCAGGCCACACCUACUCCCGCUUCCGCUUCCGACCUCCUUCCCAAGGCUCCGCACUAUCGUGAGAAAGGAAGCAUUCCAAACACUCCUCUCGCGGUAUCGGUCAUAUCUGCUUUGCUCGGUGGCGUGGCACUAUCCUCGCUCACACUCGCAGCUCAGCAUCUUCUUGGAGGAAGUGGUCUUGGUGGUAACUGGGCCAGACCUCAGCUUGGAAUCUAUGGCUUCGCUUGGGGUCUGUUCCACCUCUGCGAAUUCUGGACGACGGCGGGCUGGAAUCCUCUAAAAUUGAGUGUCGAUGCAUUCUUGCUCAACAAUACUAACCAGUACCAUUACGCUCACCUCUUUGGACUGGGCGAGUACUUCCUAUCGAGCUAUUUCUUUCCUGGUAAAUUCGACUCGAGAUUUUGCUCAGCACCUGUCAUCCUCGCUGUAUGCGCUCUGUUAGUCGGAGGCCAGGCUUUGAGAUCACUAGCGAUGAUUCAUGCCAACGCUUCAUUCUCGCACGUCGUCAAAGACAUCAAGCACGAUGACCAUGUUCUGAUCACUCAUGGCGUGUACUCACUCUCACGCCAUCCUUCCUACUGCGGGUUCUUCUACUGGGCCAUUGCAACCCAACUGUUGCUUGGUAACAUAAUCUCUACACUAGUCUUCAUAUUCAUCCUUGGACGGUUCUUCUCUUCCCGGAUAAGGGAGGAAGAGAAAUACCUCGUCAGGUUUUUUGGUGACGAUUACGUGCAAUAUAGGCGGCGAGUUGGCACAGGUCUCCCAUUCCUCAUCAGUCCAUGAGAUUGAGGACGAGUCCUUCGAAUCGACGCUAAAUAGCCAACAAAUGCCUUUGUGUGAGAGGAGGACAAAUCAUCAAGAUACAUGCAUGUGCUUCACCGUAGU